This is a messenger RNA of Diprion similis, 1004 nucleotides long. RefSeq lists its product as uncharacterized. The coding region runs from base 1 to 927 and encodes 308 amino acids. The record is from RefSeq and is a predicted model, not a curated record. The transcript is spliced from 6 exons. Lineage: Eukaryota; Metazoa; Arthropoda; Insecta; Hymenoptera; Diprionidae.
AUGUUCAAAAAGAAUAACCUGAACGGGGGUAAUUAUGGCGCAAAGAUUCCAAGAUACGAAGAGCUAGCGAUACCCAGAAUCAGAGUUGAUAGCACCAGUAAACAUGAGCCCUUCAAGGCUUUGUCUUCCAGUCCUCAUAAAGAAAAAUCUAUCAGAGAUUUCCUGACAAUAUAUACGCAAGUAAUGCAGCAAUAUGUCUCACAUCGUGAAUGUCAUCAGGAAUACAAUGUCCAGCGAUUCGACUCAAGCUUCAAGCUCAAGUUCUUCUUCCACAAAUACAAGAAGAAAACGACUGAACGUGUGAAACGUUACAAACGCCUUCUCGAACUCGCAAAACCGAAAUCAAUCGCAUCUCAGGAUCGCCGAAAUUCUAGUACUUCUUUAAAGCGGAUAAAAAAAUCACGUUUCAAAAACCGUAGUCCUCUCAAGCUGUUUAAUUCGGUAAAAGCUUUGGAUGCAACUGAAUAUAUGAAGUGUGAAACUCUCCCAACGAAGAAGUCAGUGCUGGGAUACAAGAUAAGCGAACGUACUGCCAGACUGGCGGAGCCGAGAGUACGUUUCGAAAUGGGAAUCCGAUCACCAGGAACAGUGCAAGAAUCAGCGUUAUUCGCCACAGCAUCGAAAAGACUCGUCGAGCUUGCGACGCCAAAGAAUAGUACGCAGCGAACAAACCUACCGCAAGAAAAAAGUCCAGAAAUAAUAUCUAAUUCCGGCGUUAGUCGAAAUGCUUUACGAGCCACCUGCACCCCAAGGAUCUCGAAACUCUCGGCACCUAAAUGCUCCAAAUCGCCAACUAAUGACAAUGAAAAUACGAAAGCCAAUCAUGGUGAUACUACUGCCGUUCCAAUAAAACCUUCGCCGGCCAAAGAAGCUUCCGAAAAACAGGGAUACAAAAAACGCUUCGUGCUUCACGGGGAAACGAAAUGAACAGUUGCUGGUUUCGAGAGAAUUUUCGAAGAAUUCGAAUGCACCACAUAUCGAUACCUAAUAAUCGGAAGAAAAGC